Molecule: messenger RNA, 1095 nt
Organism: Ziziphus jujuba (common jujube)
Lineage: Eukaryota; Viridiplantae; Streptophyta; Magnoliopsida; Rosales; Rhamnaceae
Exons: 4
Coding region: 41-916 (291 amino acids)
Source: RefSeq, a predicted model, not a curated record
UCUAAGCAUCGAAAAAAAAAAAAAAAAAAAAAACAACUAUAUGAACAAAAUCCCAACUUACCCCGAGAGAGAUUAUAGUUCCAGAGAUAGGAAUAAUAGUGAUUCUGAUUCAGAAAUGGUGCCGAAAAUCUUUGGUAAUUUCGCAAUAAAAACAAAAUAUGGAGCAUUGGCUGCCACGGCGACACCGUUCGUGGUGUUUGGCGGAGUUUAUAUAGCAUGGGCUUACCUGAAUCAGGCUUGGCAGAGAAGGAAAGACGAACAGCGCCGUCAUCGUCGAGUUCUGUCUAGGUCCGUGUCGAUUGGUGCUCUCCAUAGUGGAAACCUGGCGUUGCAGAGAUUGAUUAUGUAUCAUGAAGCUCGAGCGAAUGAUAAAACAUUGGAGACAGCUGAGUGCCAGUUGAGGAUUUUACUUACGGAAGAAACCCUUGAUUUCCAGAAGCUACAGAUGGUUAUUCCAAAAAUGGAAAUGAGUGGAAAAGAAGAGCAAGCGGUGGAUAUGCUGGAAAAAGCACUGACAAAAGCCAAUGGAGAGGGAAAAAAACAUGAAGCAUAUGAAAUCGGGAUGUUAAUUGUGGAAAUGCUCAUUUACAAGGGUGAUUUGUCCAAGGCCAAAGCCUGUGAUUGCUUAAAUGAUGAACAUCAUGAAGUGAUUUCGGAUGCUCGUCGCCCACUCUAUAAGGCAAUCAUCCACAUCAUGGUGGAUGAUGAGGAGAAAAUAGCUAAAGAAAGUUGGGAUGAGUUCAGUAAUAUAAGAGAAGACCUUCAUUGUCCACCUACCUUUCGAGAAAGCAUGGAAGAAAUUGGAAUCCAAAAUCUCAGCACAAAUUUCGAUGAAUUUAAGAAGGUUGUUAAGAGGCUUAAAGAUGAUAUCGACAAGCAUAUCAAGAAGGCUAAGGAAAAGAAGGGGCAUAAAUAAUUAAUGUUAAUUAAUUAACUAACAAUUUCCAGAGAAACAACAAAAAUAAGUUUAUUUUUUAUUACUACCUCAUACAGUUUGACAUAUUUAUUUAUUUGUUUAAUUAUUCAGUUUGUCCAUGUAUAAUUUAAUCCUACUAGCAAAACCAAUGAAUGCUGUUGAUUUUUUUUUUUCCUUUC